CUGGAGGACACGGUACUGGGAUUUAGUGAAGAUGUCUAAAGUUGAAAUGCUGAGAGCUUUUGUGAACCAGCGACUAACUGCGGCUGCUGAUGAGAUAUUUGAGCUGUUUGAAAGGACGAUAGCAGAGUACGAGGAGGAACUGGAGUUCAGUUCAAGAGAGAAUCACCGACAACGGAAACUACUGGACGCUGUUUUACACCCGGAAGUCCGGUUACACAGAGCAGAUGUUCAGCAGCUGUUGGUGGUUAAUGAAGAGGUUCCCCCUGAGCAGCAGGAGUGGAGCCCCAGUCUGGACCAGGAGGACCCAGAGCCCCCACACAUUAAAGAGGAGCAGGAGGAACUCUGGACCAGUCAGGAGGGAGAGCAGCUUCAAUGGCUGGAGGAGGCUGAUAUCAACUUCCCAUUCACUUCUAUCCCUGUGAAGAGUGAAGAAGACGAUGAAAAAAAAGCUCAGUCCUCACAGCUUCAUGAAAGUCAAAGUGAGGAGAACGGAGAGGCAGAGAGAACAGAAGCUGAAGGAGAUGACUGUGGAGGACCAGAACCAGCCAGGAACUCAGAUCCAGAUAGUCCUUUACAACCAGCUGCUCAUGACAAGACUUCACACUACUCAGAACCUGAGACUGAUGACAGUAGAGAUUGGGAGGAGACUGAGGAACCUCAGUCAGCUUUAAACCCUCUGCAAAACAAUGAAGUAUCUGUAAGUGAUCUGGAAUAUAAUACUGCAAAAACAUCAGUUAGCUCCUCUGAAUGUGCUCGAAAAUUUGGCCACAAGGGACAUCUGCAGAAACACACUGGAGUCCAAACAGGAGUGAAACCAUUUAGUUGCUCAGUUUGUUGUAAAAGAUUCUCACAAAAGGAACAUCUGGGGCGACACUUGCUUAUCCACACAGGGGAGAAACCAUUUAGUUGUUCAGUUUGUAGUAAAAGAUUUGCAGAACAAGGAAAUCUGAGACGACACUUGUUUGUCCACACAGGGGAGAAACCAUUUAGUUGUUCAGUUUGUAAUAAAAAAUUCACUCAAAAGGAGCAUCUCAGAAAACACUUGUUUGUCCACACAGGGGAGAAACCAUUUAGUUGUUCAGUUUGUAGUAAAAGAUUCACAAUGCAGGGAAGUCUAAGACGACAUUUGACUAUCCACACAGGGGAGCAACCAUUUAGUUGUUCAAUGUGUAGUAAAAGAUUCACACAAAAGGAACAUCUGAGACGACACUUGCUUGUCCACACAGGGGAGAAACCAUUUAGCUGUUCAGUUUGUAGUAAAAGCUUUGCAGAAGAAGGGAAUCUGAGACGACACUUACUUGUCCACACAGGGGAGAAACCAUUUAGUUGUUCAAUGUGUAGUAAAAAAUUCACACAAAAGGAACAUCUGACACAACACUUGCUUGUCCACAAAGGGGAGAAACCAUUUAGUUGUUCAGUUUGUCGUAAAAGAUUCACCGACCGUAGUAGCCUGAGCCGGCACUUGACUGUCCACACAGGGGAGAAACAAUUUAGUUGUUCUUUUUGUAGUAAAAUAUUCUCACGCCAUAGUACUCUGAGACGACACUUGACUGUCCACAGAGGGGAGAAACCAUUUAGUUGUUCAGUUUGCAAUAAAAGAUUCACUUAUCUCCAUCAUGUCAAAAAACACAAGUGUGUUGGUGAGAGCAGCAGAAAAAAAUGAAGCUGCAGAGAUGCUUGUUGAGCCAUUUUUUUCCAGCAGGAUUUAGGUACUGAGGGCAAGACUAGGUUUUAACACUGACCAGCUAAAACUGUCAUACUUAAAGCUGACACAGACUCCAAAAUAAGCCUUUUCAGCUAAGAUUAUGCUACACAACCAUUUAAAAGUCUGUUUUUAUUUGUCUCUUCGUAAUUUUGUUGUUUUCUAGUCACUGUGCUUUUUAGCAUUUUUGUAUUCAUUGAUUACAUUUUUUUUUUUUUUUUUAAAUACUCAGAUGCCAUAUGUAUGUUGAGAGAGAAUUGUUGGUUGCUGUAGUCAUUCCUCAAGUGGAUAUCUUAGUCCUGGGACUUGUGUGAAGGUUUAUUGCAGAUGUUUUGUCCUGGCAAAAAAAACUCCAAGUGACUACCAAGACUUAUGUGUGGAAACAUAAAGAGGGAAUUUUCUGCCGAUUGACUAAUUGAUUAAUCACUUCAGCUCUAAUGUCAUAUACUUUGGGUAGUUUAAUCUAUAAAAAGCUGUCAAAUAAAUGUGGACUAUUUUUA
Molecule: messenger RNA, 2202 nt
Organism: Sebastes umbrosus (honeycomb rockfish)
Lineage: Eukaryota; Metazoa; Chordata; Actinopteri; Perciformes; Sebastidae
Product: gastrula zinc finger protein XlCGF57.1-like
Exons: 2
Coding region: 32-1663 (543 amino acids)
Cellular component (GO): nucleus
Source: RefSeq, a predicted model, not a curated record